Molecule: messenger RNA, 2982 nt
Organism: Anisakis simplex (herring worm)
Lineage: Eukaryota; Metazoa; Nematoda; Chromadorea; Rhabditida; Anisakidae
Source: the annotation of a GenBank genome assembly
AUGUUCUUUCAACAUGCAAUUUGUUGUCGUUCAGUUAAAAACAUACUUUGCUUAUUGAAGAAUGAUGAUCCAGAAACAACGACCUAUAGUGAAGUGUCGUCGUCUUUGGGCAGUUCUAGCUUGGAAGGUACUCAGGAAAAGAAGGGUGGAGAUCAACCGAAUAAUCAUAAUGUGAACGGCAUAACACUCUUCAAAAUGCAUUGGGAACAUGUCAGCGUACCUCUAACAAUCGCAUUCUGGUUCAUGUUGGUGACAAUGGCAAAAAUUUCAUUCCAUAGCUUCGAACGAAUGCAUAAUUUAUUGCCCGAUUCGGCGUUGCUGAUCGUGCUUGGUCUCUUUUUCGGUUAUUUGUUUCAUCUUAUCUAUCCAGAUGAGGUCUACUUAAAACCGGAUUGGUUCUUCUUGUAUCUGCUACCACCAAUUGCGCUAGAUGCUGGAUAUUUCAUGCCUAACAAAGAUUUUUUUCGAAACUUUGGAACGAUAAUGACAUAUGCGGUCUGCGGAACAUUGUAUAAUACGUUCUCGAUCGGUUUCACACUGUAUUUGAUACGUGGUUGGUUCAAGAUACAGCCAUCGAUGAUUGAAAUCCUCAUCUUCUCAACGCUCAUCUCAGCCGUCGACCCAGUGGCCGUACUUUGUGUCUUUGAAGAGAUUCAUGUCAAUCAGUUAUUGUAUAUAUGUGUUUUUGGUGAAUCACUUCUUAAUGACGCAGUUACAAUUGUUCGUUUUCGUGUACUAUCUUACCAAUUAUACUCACUUCAGUUGUUACUAUUUUUUAUAUCAAUGUACAUUAUUUAUAUAUUUAUAAAAUCGGUUCUUCCUCAUUUUCAUGUGCUCUAUCAAACGUUCAACGCGAUGGUUAGUGCUGGCAAUUUGGUUUCGACCGACUAUGUAACCGCUGGAGCAUCGUUCUUUGUUGUUUCAUUAGGCGGAAUCGUAAUUGGUCUAAUUUGGGCGCUCUUCACCGGAUUCACAACAAAGCAUGCUCAACAUCUGAAUGUUGUACAACCGCUCAUAUGCCUUCUGUUUCCGUAUCUUGCUUACCUCUCCUCAGAAAUGGUCGCCAUGUCCGGAAUUCUAGCUAUCGUCAUGUGCGGUCUAACAAUGAAGCAAUUCGUUGUCGGCAAUCUGUCAUGGAAAUCGCUCGUUACCGUGCAAUAUUUCAUGAAAACACUCUCAUCGAGUUGCGAAGCCGUAAUUUUCGUAUAUUUGGGUAUAUCAGCCGUUUCGAAGAGUCACGAUUGGGAUAUAGUUUUCAUAACUGUCACGGUCAUCAGUUGUCUUCUACAACGUUUUAUUGUUUACACUACUCAAUUUCAAGGUGUAUUCUUCUUCACAAAACUACUGAACGUGAGACGUGUGCAAAAAAUUGGUAUUGUUGAUCAAUUCAUCAUGAGUUACGGUGGUAUUCGCGGCGCGGUUUGCUAUGGCUUAGUAAUGUCGUUGGAUGGACAAGUCAUCUCAGCAAAAAAUAUGUUCGCUUCAUGUACAAUUGUUGUCAUUCUUUUCACCGUGUUUGUUCAGGGUCUGUCUAUCAAAUGGCUGGUCAAACGUCUAAAAGUGAAACAAAACGAAGUGCAUAAAAAGACCAUCUUUGAGAUGGUCAGCGAGAAUGUGAGCGAUUUCCUAUUUGUAGUUAACAAUAUGAUGUGCGGGGUUGAAGGAAUCACUGGUUAUCGCGGCCACUACUGGUUACGUCAAGCGUACAAUCGAUUCAAUGAUAGCUACAUUAAACCACAUUUGAUGGUUCAUACCAAAUCAAGUGCAACUAGAUUGGUGGAUUAUAACGAACAUAUUCAGAUGAAAGAAGCUGAACAACAUCUCAAACAAUAUGGCAGUUUUGUUGGUCUACCAGCCACACAAAGUCGUGCGAAUUUGGUCACUGAAGGCAUUGAAACGGUAGAAGCCGGAGUUGACGAUUCGACGUUUACGAACGAUGCUUAUGUGGAUCGUGAUCGUGAGUUGCAGCCUUCAACAGGAAGCACUCUAUCACCGCGAACACCGACCUCAUUACCACGUAAUCAGUCUUUGAGUCGUUUCGUUCGCGACAAACUUGAUUCAGUCAAUUCGCCACUUUCUCAAGGUGUUUACAGCCGUCAUUUGCUUGGUAUUGACAAUCUACCACAUGUUUCUCGUGCUGCUUACGAUUUUCGUGAUAAUACUUCAUUUGACGCACUCGACGACGCCUCUUAUCAUAUGACGUAUCCUUAUUGUAAAGGAGCUGCUGGAAAAAUGAAUCCAUUGAGGCGUAAAAGUCGAGGUGGAGUGCAAACAGAUCGUGAUACUUAUGGUCGGAGAGAUAGCCGAUCAACUGCGCAACAACGAGAGCAAAAACGCGAGGGUAGAUACCAUGCACCGAGGAUGUCACUCAAUGAGACCAAUUUAAUCAGUCGACCACGAUUUUUGAUUACUAGCGAUUCAAACGAAUUCAACGUUGCUGCAUCGUCACCUCCGAACGCACCACGUCAUCCACGACGGAAAAGCACUGAACAAGAGCUUGAAGAAGGUCUUGCACUUAAGCUUCUCCCAUCGAAAGAUCAACCGCAACGAUUAACAACAAUAAAACCACAUUCAUCAUUUCAUAAAGAAAGAAAAGGCACAGCGCUUAAAACAGCGACGAAUUGUGAUGAUGAUGAAGGAAAUGCGAAUUCUGCUUCUGAUUCAGAUUAUGAAGUUGAUAUUGAUGAGGAGGAGAGAUGUGAUAAUGUUAAUGGCGCAAAUAAGCGGCGCAUCGCUAAAAAAUUUGUUGUUCCUGAAAUAACAUUAACUGAAGAAUUUUUUCUUUUUGCAGCUCCAGGAGCCGAUAUUCCGUUGAAUAAGAGUACGGCUGGUUCAAGUAAAAAGGCCUCUGGAGCGACAGCUACCGGCGAACCAGAUGAGCGUUGCAGUUUAUUGCCAGUUGAAGAAAUUGAUGAAACUGCUGAAAGUCCAACGAACAAUUCAGCCGAAAGCGAUCAAAAUAUCUCGAGCACUUCAAAAUGA